AUGCUCCUCGUCGCCCUCGUCGUAGCCGUGGGCGUCUGCCUCCGCAACCGCAAGCUCCGACUCUUCAACCGGGGCAUCACGCCCAUAGCCGACGAGGAGAUUGAAUCGUGGAAGAACAACGAGCGAGACGACGAGAAGGAACCCAUACCUGAGUCAUCACCACCGCUCCCUCUCCCCACAUCCACCUCGGCCGUCGAACCCUUCUUCGCGACAGCAACGACGGAAACGACGGCAGCCAUCACCUCUCCAUCCCCGCCCCCGCCCUCCCGCCACGACAACAGUCGCGACAGCAACCACGGCAGCAACGACGACGACGACAUCGGCAGACAAGUACAACAAGUCCACGUACGGGAAUACCCCGGCCAGUCGAGUCACCACCGACAGAACAACAGCUCCGUCAGCUCCGUACAGAAGCCGCCGAGCGCAGUCAUCUACCAGGGCAGCGGCGGCGGCGGUGGCAGCAGCAGCAGCAGCAGCCGCAGCAGCCAGCAUAACCGCCACCACCGUCACAACUCCUCCUCCGGCGACCGGUACCCCCUCAACCGUUCGCGAUCCACCACCGGCGGCGGCCCGGGUACCGCGCACCACCCGGGGCCCGGCACGCGCGAGGGCGGUCCGAGCUUCGACCCGAUGGGCUCCACGGCGCCCCUCGUGCUCGCCCGAGCCCCCAACUCCCGCCCGGGACUCACGGACGAGACGGUCCAGGGAGACGACGCCUUCAUCCCGCCCGUCAAGCGUCAGUCCUCCAGGCUGUCCAAGGUGCACCACCAGCACCAGCACCACCGUCAGAGGAGCGCCGGCGUCACCCCCGCUGCGGGUAGCAGCAGUCGCAAGUCUUCGGUCGAUCGCAAGAGCGCAAAUCAACAUACCGUCAAUGCUGGCAAGAGGACGAUACUUCCAGCCGACGUAUUCAAAGCUCUAGACGAUAUCGAGUUUCCCUUUUUCCGAGACCAGUUGGAAGCUGAACUUACCAAAAAAUCCGAGCAUCGCUCGAAGAAGAUUCGUGUCGAUCCUUCCUCUCAGGCCGUCCAGGCCGCUCAGCAAGAUGAGGAGGAUGCAAUGACGGAUACGGAGGAUGUGCAUGAUGAAGAUGAUGCUGAGGAGGAAGAGGAGGAGGAAGAUGAAGAAGAAGAUGAAGAAGAAGACGAGGAUGAUGAAGAUGACGAUGAGGACGAGGAUGAGGAGGACGACACACAGCGUGUUGAUGCUAGUGGCGACGAGACUCAAGAUGAUGGCCAUAGGGAUGAGGCCCUGGAUGGGGAUGAAAGCGAUUGA
This is a messenger RNA of Geosmithia morbida, 1275 nucleotides long. RefSeq lists its product as uncharacterized. Lineage: Eukaryota; Fungi; Ascomycota; Sordariomycetes; Hypocreales; Bionectriaceae. The coding region runs from base 1 to 1275 and encodes 424 amino acids. The transcript has 4 exons. Gene Ontology annotation, molecular function: protein heterodimerization activity. The record is from RefSeq and is a predicted model, not a curated record.